AUAAAACCACAAAUUGUGCGACUAAAUUACUCCUAGCAUUGUGUGGACUAGGAUUGGAGAAAAAUGAUAAUUACUUAUGAUUGAACGACAAAACUAAUAAGAGUGUACCUUUAAGUUGUAUGAAUUACUCAGAGCCUGCUUUUAGUAAAUAAAUAAAAAAAGUACGAGAAAAUUAAGAUUUCAUAAUAAAACAUGAGUAAAAUCAAGCUUUAUUACGACACAUUGUCACAACCUGCUAGAGCACUGAAGCUAUUUUUGUUGGUGAACAAAAUACCCUAUGAAGGAAUCGCUGUUAAUUUAGCAAAAGGUGAACAUUUCCAGCCAGAAUAUAAGAAAAUCAACCCUCUAAGGAAAGUACCAGUUUUGGAGCACAAUGGCACUAUUAUUAGGGAAAGUGUGGGCAUAUUCCGCUACCUAUGCCGAGAGCUCGAUAUUCCCGAUCACUGGUAUCCAAAGGACAGCCUGCAGCAGGCAAAGGUUGAUGAAUACCUUGAGUGGCAGCAUCUUAACACAAGACUGUUCUGUGCCAUGUUCGUCCAUUACAAGGUUUUGAAACCAAAGUUUGCCGGUGAGCCCCAAGACGAAAAGAUGGUUUCAUACGCCUUCAAAGGAAUGCAAAGCACUCUGGAUGUUAUCAGCAAUGUUUGGCUAAAGGAUCGGAAAUAUCUCUGUGGUGACAAGAUUAGCAUUGCCGACCUCUUGGGCGUGUGCGAGUUGGAACAACCAAGACUUGGAGGUUAUGAUGUGGGCAAAGACCGGCCGAUUCUGAAAGCCUACAUGGAGAGAGUGCGUGGGGACUUGCAACCUCAUUAUAGUGAAGUUAUGAAGCGAUUUGACAAAUUUUUAUCAAAAUAUGGUGAUCUUAUCGCUAAAUUGUGAGAUAUUCAAGGUGUAUUAAUUAUAGUAAUUGGUUUAGUAUGAACUUUUUUCACUUU
This is a messenger RNA of Homalodisca vitripennis (glassy-winged sharpshooter), 935 nucleotides long. RefSeq names its product glutathione S-transferase theta-1-like. The record is from RefSeq and is a predicted model, not a curated record. The coding region runs from base 193 to 879 and encodes 228 amino acids. Gene Ontology annotation, biological process: glutathione metabolic process. Gene Ontology annotation, cellular component: cytoplasm. NCBI's taxonomy places the organism in Eukaryota, Metazoa, Arthropoda, Insecta, Hemiptera, Cicadellidae. The transcript has 7 exons. Gene Ontology annotation, molecular function: glutathione transferase activity.